Messenger RNA from Necator americanus (New World hookworm), 345 nucleotides. RefSeq lists its product as uncharacterized. The transcript is spliced from 3 exons. Bases 1 to 345 code for a protein of 114 amino acids. NCBI's taxonomy places the organism in Eukaryota, Metazoa, Nematoda, Chromadorea, Rhabditida, Ancylostomatidae. The record is from RefSeq and is a predicted model, not a curated record.
AUGGACAAGGAGCAUGGCAGGGGCACAAGAAUAGUGCCGAGAUGUCGGUUGACGCCGUUCAUCGACGCCAUCCGACCAAUAGAGACAAGGCGAAGGGGCGGAGCGAUAUCGAUCGAUGAACAUGACCAUCGUGCUGGUCUUCCUGGACUGGUCCUUCUCCUGGAUGGAUUUGUAUCUAUGUCCGCUCCACAGCUAAUAUUUCUGAAGAACAACAGAGGUCUGUCUCGAUUGAGGAAUACGCUGUCCGUGCUCGUCGUAUUUCAUCACCCAACACAUUGCACUCGCGAUUCUUCGAUGGAUUACUCGGACCACCACCUUCAUACGCUUCCAGGCUGUUAUUACUAA